GGGGGAGACAUUUCUCAGCCACACCGUUUUAUCACGCGUUGCUAUGGUGACAACAUACAACCGAGAAGUUUGUUUAAAGCUGUGAAUCCUUUCAUCGCCGCAAAUUACAACAACAACAUCAUUUUUUAGGAAAACAAUAGCAAACAUAUUUUGUAUUUUCUAGCGGGUGCUUCAAGUCGCUGUUAUCGCCAUGAGUGCCAAAGAAAAUCCGGACAAAUUGAACGUUACGACGGAGGAAGCCGACAGGCUGAGAAAGGCGUUCAAAGACGAGAAAUUCAGAGAAAUGUUUCGCGAGUACGCACAAGAAAUAUCCGACCCCGAGAACAGGAGACAGUACGAGAAGGAGAUCCAACUCCUGGAGCAGGAGAGAGGAAACACGGUGGAGUUCAUCCACCCGACGCCGUACAGGUGUCUCAGGACGAGCGUGGACGGUAAACACAAGUGUUUCAUCAACAUCUGUUCCAGUGAGAAAGUGGGUAAACCUCAGUGUCAGAGUGGCGUUUCAGAGGGAGGCCGCAGAGGUCAGCGCUGGUCUCUGCCUCACAGUCUGCACCCAGGCAGACAAGACACGAACCCAAAGGGAAACAAGAUCGUCGUCUAUGACGUGGUCUUCCACCCCGACACCCUCCACCUAGCAGGCAAGAACCAGAGAUUCAUGGACAUGGUGGACAAUACGGCCAUCUCAGCAAUCCAGGACUCCUUCAAAGUGACUCUGGACAGAAACAACCUGCGGCAAAUGAAAACCAAGUACAAGGGUACGCCUCAGGCUUGUGUUAUCAGAAAACCAAUACCUGGACACAAACCCCAGGAUCCCUCAGACAAGUCCGACCCUUUAACUUUCCCAUUCCCCGAUGAAAAAAAACCAGCCACAACCAACAAGAGCAACUCCAAACCCGUCAGCCUCCAGAUCCAACCUCAGAAACCCCCAGAACCGACAAAGCCCAGGUACACAGUGAAGUACCGAUCCUUCGUGGACCUGCAGGACUACAGAUGCUCCAGAGACUCGGCCGUGAGCCCCAGGCCCAAAGAGAUAUUGGUCACCAUCGAGGUGCCACUGCUGAAGUCCAUCGCGGACACCAGCUUGGAGGUGAAAGAACGAGGCCUCCUGCUGGAGUCCAAGGAUCCAGCGUACAGGCUGGAGCUGCCCUUGGCCUAUCCUGUGGACGAAGACGGAGGAGAGGCCAAGUUCAACAAACAGAGAGGACAGCUGAGCGUCACGCUGCCUGUUCUCCCAUCCAAGGAGGUGUGGGAUGGAAUGAACGUCAGUGACGGUCAGAGAAGUCACUCAGGUGUGGAGGAGAUUUGUCGUCAUGAAGACGAGGAGGAGAUGAAGGAGGAGGAGAAGGUCAGAGAUGAUGGAGAUGAGGAGGGAUGGAGAUCUCAGAGAAAGAUGGAGGAGAGAAAUGUUAGAGGAAGUGAAGACGGGGAGCAAACUGCGGAAAGCGGGGAGGAAAUGAUGGAAGAACGGAGGAGGGAAGGUAGUGAUGCUGAAGAGGUGGAUACGAGUGUAGAGGAGGAGGAGGUCAAUAGGGAGGAAGAAGUUGAUGAAAAGGAGGCGAGGGAGCAAUCGUUGUUGGGAAACAGUGAGGUAGACGAUGAAGAACAUCAAAAUAUUAAAUGCCCAAAUGGUGAAGAGGGUGAACAAAGGGUAAAGGUCAGGGAGGAAGAGUUAAGGAAACAUGAGGAGGUGGAGAUAUCAGUGGAGGAGAUAAAGACAGAAGGAGAAGAUGAAGAAGAGGAGCAAGAAAAGGUGGAGAGAGAAGUGGAGGACACAGAGGAGGAAGAUGAGAAGGAAAGUAAACAAAGUGAGGAGGAGCUAAAACCAGAAACGCAGAACAAAGAGGACAGGGGAAGUGCGGGGGAGGAGAGAGGUGAUGACCCCAAACCGGAUGAGAUUUGUGAAAAUGGAAAAAAGGAAAUUAAAAAGCAGAAACAAGAAAAGGGGAAGGAAGAACUUUCUAAAAAUCCAUCUACUUUAGGAACUGACUCAGUUUCUUCCAUCCGAGAGGAGGUUGAGUUAAACUCUUACUCACCACAGGAAAGUGCUGGAAACAACGACGAAAAAGUAAAGCUUCACAGAUGCUCCAUCUCUCAGUCCGACCACCAGUGGUUCAUGUCCAACAACAACGACAUCUUUACCCCAGAACAUCUCUCAGCUCUGCAGCACUUCACCACAGACUGAGGGAGAAAACGAGGAUGUCUGCAGUGUUCCAGGCUCAGAAAAGCCGAUGGAGAUGGAGGAAAUGGAUGAGGACGACUUGCAGACAGAGCAGGUCUUUCAGCGCAGUGACAUCGAUCCUCCUCCAGGAGCGCGGAGAAACGAAGAUGGAGAGGGAAAUGAAAAGGUUCAAGGGUUUUAUACGACACGUACGGGGCUCGUCUUCCAGAACGACCUGUUGUUCACCCUGGAGCCCUGAGGAAAUUAUUUGUUAUUUUGAUUAUAUUUUGAAUUUUAUUUUGAAAAUACAGCCUCCGUCGGGUCAUCAGGUGUGAUCGAGGGACACUUCAAACAUCUUUACUACAGUUAAAUAAUAAUAAUAAUAAUAAUAAUGAGACUUUCACUGAUGUCAGGUAUGUGGUUUCUCUGGGGUUCGAACCCAAGUCCUUCUGCAUGUAAGGCAGGUGUGAUAACCG
This is a messenger RNA of Cynoglossus semilaevis (tongue sole), 2634 nucleotides long. Its product is annotated as protein kintoun. Gene Ontology annotation, cellular component: cytoplasm. The coding region runs from base 191 to 2182 and encodes 663 amino acids. The record is from RefSeq and is a predicted model, not a curated record. The transcript has 2 exons. NCBI's taxonomy places the organism in Eukaryota, Metazoa, Chordata, Actinopteri, Pleuronectiformes, Cynoglossidae. Gene Ontology annotation, biological process: epithelial cilium movement involved in extracellular fluid movement; cilium-dependent cell motility; axonemal dynein complex assembly.